Molecule: messenger RNA, 363 nt
Organism: Ustilaginoidea virens
Lineage: Eukaryota; Fungi; Ascomycota; Sordariomycetes; Hypocreales; Clavicipitaceae
Exons: 1
Coding region: 1-363 (120 amino acids)
Source: RefSeq, a predicted model, not a curated record
AUGCACCUGAUCAAGUUCGUUGUGGCCGCUCUUCCGGCUCUGGCCCUUGCCGAUACCAGCGCCGCUCCCACCACCUUGACCACGAUUUGCACUGCAACCACCAAGUUGGUCAAGACCGUAACGCUCUCCCGUGCUUGCACCGUCACCUCAACCUAUGGUUACAACACCAGCGCUGCUUACUUUCCCACUGGCAGUUUGAAAUCUAUCUACACCGCUCCUGCCUUGACCACGGUGAAAGGGACACCGAUUCCAGUUCCCACGGCGAAUCCUACGCGGGGACCGGCCAACGCCGCCGGCGCUUUGGACGCUGCCAAGAUUGCCUUUGCCGGUAUUGCUGGUAUGGCUAUUGUCGCCAUGAUGUAA